Polyodon spathula (Mississippi paddlefish) is the source of this 2012-nucleotide messenger RNA. Its product is annotated as transcobalamin-1-like. Gene Ontology annotation, molecular function: cobalamin binding. Gene Ontology annotation, biological process: cobalamin transport. The transcript has 9 exons. The coding region runs from base 521 to 1846 and encodes 441 amino acids. The record is from RefSeq and is a predicted model, not a curated record. Lineage: Eukaryota; Metazoa; Chordata; Actinopteri; Acipenseriformes; Polyodontidae.
CGCGCUGCAUUGCCAUGUUUUCUACAUUUUCUUUAAAUUCUCAAAUUAAUAAAAGUGACCCGGGUAGUGUCGGGUAAUUUACAACCCGCAUUUUACCUGGGUUUUCGGGUACCCAUGCCGACCCCUAGUUUAGAGUUUCUAUUGUUCUUCACACAAUCACUUUCUUGAAGGUUGGUGAUAUAAUGACUGGGGGCGAGGGAGGGGUGAGCGAUGCGGGGAGGGGGCGAGUGUGUUUAGCAUCAGGUUAUUCAACACCAGCAUUGACUAGGAAAGGCAACAAUAGUGGGAGGGAGAAAACCUUCAGGAGCAAAAAACUUCCUGGAGGUGACUAUAUAAAAGAGAGGGAGUGAGAGAGUGAAAUACCAGUAUAGUCAUUCCCAAGGGGAAAGACUCCCUCGACUCGGUGACAGUACAGAAUUAAAGACAGAAAGAAAGAGGAUCAGUUGCUGCAAAAUAAGAAAGGAAGAGAGAAAGAAAGAAAGAAAAAGAAAGGAGGAGAUAAAGACAGGUGAUAGACAGAAUGGCAGUGGGUUGUGUGAGGGUGGCUCUGGCUGUGUUGCUGCAGCUCUCUGUUUGGAUACCGGUCGCUCUGCAGUGCUCUAUCUCAGAGAGUCAGACAGGUCAGGUGAUUCGGCUCCUCAAUAUAAUGGUCCAGUCAGAGAACAGCAGUGCUGCCAGUGGCUCCACCCCCAAUCCCAGCAUCCUCCUGGCUCUGCGUCUGGCCAGCCAUCAUGACAGUGACACAGAGAGACGCAUGCUGGCUAGACUGCAGGUUGAUGCAGUGAAGAGAGUCCAAGAAGGCCUCCCCUUCUCCUCAGGCACCGUGGCUCUCUACUGUCUGGCUAUGCAGGCCUCCUGUGCGGACCCCUCUCUAACUCCAGCCCCAGGACUUAAAGGGGGAAAGAAGGCCCUGGACCUGAGAAAACUGCUGGAAAAAAAACUGAAGGAAGAGAUUGACAAUAUUGAUUACAAGAACAUCCCCCUCACCAACUAUUAUCAGGUGAGCCUUGACAUACUGGCACUGUGCAUGAUGGGAAAAGCAGUGACAUCACACAGCGUGCAGAGUCUGAUUGAAGCUUCGGAUAAUGGAGGAUUUUCAUAUGGAGAGAAAUAUUCAGUGGACACAGCCUCGGUUGCAGUUCUGGCUCUGACCUGCGUGAAGCGCUCUAUCAAGGCCCCUAAUCGUAUGGUUCUGUGUCUGAAGAUACUGAAUGCUUUAAAAUGUCUGAUCAAGAACAUUCUCCAGGAGACAACGAGCGACGGAUUGAUCGGGAACCUUUACAGCACGGGACUGGCCAUGCAGGCCCUGUCAGUCACCUCCACCAACUACGACUGUUCCAGAACAAUCCAGACACUUCUAGAGCGGGCUGGUUCCGGAUCCUUUGAGAACCCCAUGGCUGCUUCUCAGAUCACCCCCUCACUGGAGAACAGAAACUACCUGGAGCUGAACAAGCUAGACUGCAAGGACUUUGAGAAGACACUUGAUGGGUCGGCACUUCCUCUAGUGCCCCCUACUGCUCCGGAGGGUGUAAUCACCGUGCACUACAGAGUGGAGGACGGCAUUCACUACUCCUUCAAUGACAGCAUCGAGGUGACGGUCCCUGUGGGGUCCUCGCUACUGCAGGUCAUGGAGGAGGCGGCCAAGAUAUCCCCUGCAAAAUUCAGGUUCACUGUGGAGCAAAGCAGCUGGGGUCCAUUUGUCACCAGUAUUCAAGUUUUAGCUGGGAACACGGAGGAGCGAACAUACUGGCAAUUUCUCACUGGGAGUAACGCUUUGGAUCAAGGAGUUGGUGAUUAUAAGCCGUAUGACGGGGAAUACAUCGUGGCAAAAUUCUCUACAUAUUAACUCCCAGAUUUCCAUUUCAUAAUUCAUGCAUUGUUGGAGGUUGUGUUUAAUUAUCACUUAUUUUAAUCACAUUAUAAUUCUAUGAUUUAGCUAGGUCUGGUAAAGCACAGGGAAGCAUUGUAAAGCACAGAGAGGUCUGGUAAAGCAUAGGGAAGCAUUGUAAAGC